AUGUCUCGGAAAUCUGCUUCGGAUGUAAAAAGCAGCAUUCAUGCUAGGGCUACAACCAUUAAUGCAUGGGAAUUGCCAAAACAAUCGUCGACUUUUGCACCAGAAGGCACAUGGACCAAUAUCGAUAACGAUGUGACGCCAAUUGACCGGCGAAUUUGGGGUCAUUGGGCGUUGCUUGGCUACUGGAUGAGCGACAUCCUCUCGGCACAGUCAUGGGAAGGCGCAUCGACAGUAAUAUCCGGUGGCCUGACAUAUAGGGAAGCGAUAUUGUGCCUCAUUAUGGGCACAUUCAUCAUUGCGAUUCCUAUUUCUCUGAAUGGUUCGAUCGGGGCAAAACUACGCGUUCCAUUCCCUGUUGCUGCACGCUCCAGCUUCGGUUAUACCUUUUCGAAAGCUCCAGUCGUCGUUCGCAUGGUGACUGCCCUAUUUUGGCACGCUAUCCAGAGCUAUGCCGGAGGCACGGCAGUCACUCAGGUGAUUCGGGCCAUCUGGCCUUCAUAUUUAAAUAUUCCAAAUCACCUGCCGGUUAGUGCAGGGGUUACUAGCCAGGAGCUUUGUUCUUAUUUCAUCUUCUGGAUAGUACAACUGCCCUUUCUUCUGACCCCACCACACAAGCUCCGGUGGUUCUUCGUGUUCAAGGGUAUCUUUGUAACUUCAGCUGCCGUGGGUACAGUCAUCGGUAUGUGUCACUUAGCUGGAGGAAGCGGUGACAUCUGGAACCAGAAGCCGCAGUACACCGGACCGACUAGAUCAUGGUUGAUCUUAACAUACAUGACUUCUCUGUCUGGAGGAUGGGCAACAAUGGCAACUAAUAUCCCCGAUUAUACGCGAUACCUUCGAAAGCCACGAGGAAUCUGGCUGCAAGCCCUACUCGUUCCUGCAAUUUGUACCUUCAUUGGACUUCUCGGUAUAAUCACAACAAGUGCAAGCAAGGUAGUCUACGGGGAGUAUAUCUGGGAUCCUCUUGAGCUUGCUAGUCACUGGGAAGGUCCGGGCGGUCGAGCAGCCGCAUUCUUCGUGGGUUUGGCGUGGACCGUCGCCCAAAUUGGAGUCAACGUGUCAGCCAAUGUCAUUUCGUUUGCUAAUGACUUGACCUCACUCUGCCCACGCUACAUAAAUAUUCGACGUGGAGCAGUGGUCGCUACACUUAUUGGAGGCUGGGUCAUGGUACCGUGGAAGAUUGUCUAUUCAGCAGAAAGUCUGAUCAACUUUAUGAGUGCUCUGUCGAUUUUCCUGUCGCCUAUUACUGCGAUUUUGGUCGCCGACUUUUGGGUCAUCAAAAGCCAAGCGAUUGAUGUCCCAGCGCUCUACCGUCCAUACUCAAGAUAUCAUUAUAUUGGAGGUUGGAAUUGGCGCGCGGGCCUGGCUUUCUUCAUUUCGUUGGGUCCCAAUCUCCCUGGCCUAAUAAACGCAGUAAAUCCUAAUAUCAACGUCAGCGGUGCCGAGAAAAUAUAUGAUUUCAACUACCUAUGGGGAUUUUUCAGUGCGUUCACUGUUUACAUUGCCUCCAAUUACAUAUUUCCAGCUAGAGAAACGCUGAUUCCAGAAACAAUUCAUGAUGACGGUAAUGUCUAUGUGGGCGAACGUGUGUCUGAUGAAGAAAUAGCUGCUGAACAUCAAGCUUUGCCUGAAAAGCAAUGA
Messenger RNA from Talaromyces atroroseus, 1641 nucleotides. RefSeq lists its product as hypothetical. Gene Ontology annotation, molecular function: nucleobase transmembrane transporter activity. The record is from RefSeq and is a predicted model, not a curated record. Lineage: Eukaryota; Fungi; Ascomycota; Eurotiomycetes; Eurotiales; Trichocomaceae. The coding region runs from base 1 to 1641 and encodes 546 amino acids. The transcript has a single exon. Gene Ontology annotation, biological process: nucleobase transport; transmembrane transport. Gene Ontology annotation, cellular component: plasma membrane.